AGCCGUUUAAAGGCUCGUACGGUCGGAAAUCGUACAUGCGGCGAGGUUGAGAUUUGGGAUUGUUGUUAUAGGCGGGUUUAAAAAAUAAAAUAAAAAACCAUUUUGGGGUUGUUCCCCUCCCUUCCCCCUCCGUUCGAGUCCGUGCCGUUCUCCGUACCUCUCAUUUCUUAUUUUCUCCCCUUUCGUACCAACAUACACCACCAUCUUCGAGUCUCUCUCUCUCUCUCUCUCUCUCCUCUCUCUCUCUCUCUCUCUCAUCUCCUCUCUUGCCAAAUCUGUCUAGAUUGGAAUAAGAGGGAAAUCAAUCAAUUAAGCGGAGCAUGCAUGUUUGAGGGCUCAUUUCUCUACAUUAUUAUUCUUCCACCACCUCUCACUUUGUUCUUAAGAUGCAUCUGAAGUUGGAGAGCCAAGUGAUUUAGCAUGGUACACACGAGUAUAUUUGUACGGCAUGGAAAAGUAAAUCAGUUAUAGAUGCUGGCAUAUUGUGUGAUAAAGAUUUUGUUCAACUUGACAUGACACUGAUGUGCAUCAAAUUCCAGACGUCAAGAUAAUAGGGUUUACUAUUUGAUCUGCUCCACUUGUAUACAUGAAGUAAAAUGAGUAGGACGACUUUGUAUGGAUGCAUAUUGCAACAUGACUUAUCUUAAGCUAGGAAAAAAACACUAGUAUACAGGAUAGUCUUCAGCUGCUCAGUCUAGAAGUAUGGAAGAAUUACCUUCGGUAUCUGAGGAUUCUAACUGCAAACCUACCAGUUCAAAUGAACAGCCCGGCUCCCAAUCUAAAAUUGGCAAAAAGCCUAUUGUGCUUAAAAGCGGUGACAUCGAUGGACUACUGGAGUGUCUGGUGUGCAGUAACUCUAUGUUUCCACCUAUACAGCAGUGUCCGAGUGGGCAUACUCUCUGUAAUUCCUGCAGAAACAAAGUUAACAAUAAAUGCCCAAUAUGCAGAAAGGAAAUAGGCAACAUAAGAUGCUUGGCACUGGAGAAGUUUGCCGUUGUUCUUCAUUUGCCCUGUACUUACCAUCAUUAUGGCUGCAGUGAAAUGUUCCCUUACUACAACAAGCUGCAGCAUGAAGCACAGUGCAUCUUCAAGCCAUAUUUAUGUCCACAUCCAGGAUCAAACUGUCCCUUCAGUGGGGACAUCCCUGCUCUUCUCUCUCAUCUUCAGGAGACCCACAAGGUUGACCUUCAGGCAGGAUGUACCUUCAACCAUCGUUAUGUUAAACAGGACCCUUGUUCAGUUGAUAACCUGGCAUGGACUUUAACUCUAUUUAACUGCUUUGGCUAUUACUUCUGUCUACAUUUCGAGGCAUUCCUGCUUGGGCGUGAACCAAUGUAUAUGGCUUUUGUUCGCUUUAUUGGUGAGGAAUCAGAAGCGAGGAAGUUCAGUUAUUGCUUAGAGGUUGGUGGGAACGGGAGGAAGCUAACAUGGCAGGGUGUUCCCCGCAGCAUCCGUACCCACCACAGAGCAGUUCGGGAUAGCCACGAUGGGCUUGUACUGCAGAGGAGCCUGGCCCUCUACUUUUCCGGUGGUGACAGAAAGGAGCUGAAGCUCAGGGUCUCAGGCAGAAUCUGGAGAGAGAUCGGAGCGAUAAAAAGAAUCAAUUAGUAGCGUUUUGUUUCAUUAGGUGCUUGUAUUCUGUUUCUCCAUUUCUUUCAGACUGACUAUUUGACCUCUGUGGCAGUCAGUUGCUGCGUCAGAUAGAUAGGGCCAUGUAUAAAUUUGCUUUAUUUUACUGCCAAAUAGGGCACGAUGGAAUGCAAAAUAGCAUUUUAAGGAAUUGUUUUGUGAAACACUGAAAGUGCGAGCUUUGGCUUACCUGCUUCAUUUGAUCUCAA
Messenger RNA from Ananas comosus (pineapple), 1838 nucleotides. Its product is annotated as E3 ubiquitin-protein ligase SINAT2-like. The coding region runs from base 703 to 1608 and encodes 301 amino acids. The transcript has 4 exons. The record is from RefSeq and is a predicted model, not a curated record. Gene Ontology annotation, biological process: ubiquitin-dependent protein catabolic process; multicellular organism development. NCBI's taxonomy places the organism in Eukaryota, Viridiplantae, Streptophyta, Magnoliopsida, Poales, Bromeliaceae. Gene Ontology annotation, cellular component: cytoplasm. Gene Ontology annotation, molecular function: zinc ion binding; ubiquitin protein ligase activity; protein binding.